Messenger RNA from Branchiostoma floridae (Florida lancelet), 1442 nucleotides. Its product is annotated as electron transfer flavoprotein subunit alpha, mitochondrial-like. Gene Ontology annotation, cellular component: mitochondrion. The record is from RefSeq and is a predicted model, not a curated record. The transcript has 12 exons. NCBI's taxonomy places the organism in Eukaryota, Metazoa, Chordata, Leptocardii, Amphioxiformes, Branchiostomatidae. Gene Ontology annotation, molecular function: flavin adenine dinucleotide binding; electron transfer activity. The coding region runs from base 143 to 1153 and encodes 336 amino acids.
CGCAUCCCCAUUCUGCGGUGGUUUCGUCCGUUGACCUUUCUUGUGUAAGAUCCAACAUUUAUACGUAAUCUAGGAGAAGUUGGCAUUUCCAAGUCGUUUUGUCCAGGUUUCUUCACAAAACUGCCCAGAGGGAGGUCCAAACAUGUUCCAUAUAGUGUCCAGGUCAGCUCAAAGACUAUCGAGCACAGCCAGUGUUCUGAGACGUCUGAACAGCACCCUUGUGAUUGCUGAACACAACAAUGAACAGCUGACCCCCAUCACUCUCAACACCAUCACUGCUGCUGCCAAAGUAGGAGGGGACAUCGCCUGCCUGGUCGCUGGGAGUAAAUGUGCUUCUGUUGUGGAGGAACUCACCAAAGUGGAUGGUGUUAAGAAGAUCUUGGUGGCUGAGAACGACGUCUUCAAUGGAUUGCUGCCAGAAGCGAUGACUCCACUGAUUUUGGAGACACAGAAGCAGUUCAGCUUUUCUCACAUCACAGCAGGAGCAACAGCAUUUGGCAAGAGUCUAUUGCCCAGAGUGGCAGCCAAACUGGAUGUGAACCCUAUCUCUGACAUCAUUGACAUCAAGGAUGCUGACACCUUUGUCAGAACCAUCUAUGCAGGAAAUGCUAUCUGCACAGUGAAGUCCAAAGAUGGAGUGAAGGUGUUCACUGUGCGAGGAACAGCCUUCCCCGCUGCAGAGGUGGCUGGGGGACAGGCCGCCUGUGAACAAGCUCCUGCAGUUGAUGUGAAGAAUGACCAGUCACAGUUUGAAGGCCAGUCCUUGUCAAAGAGCGACCGCCCAGAACUGACCAGUGCUAAGACAGUUAUAUCUGGAGGCCGUGGGAUGAAGAAUGGAGAGAACUUUGAGUUGCUGUACAAGCUGGCUGACAAAAUGAACGCUGCAGUUGGAGCCUCCCGUGCCGCAGUCGAUGCUGGCUUUGUUCCCAACGACAUGCAAGUGGGCCAGACUGGGAAGAUUGUUGCUCCCGAGCUGUACAUUGCUGUUGGGAUUUCUGGAGCCAUCCAACAUCUGGCUGGCAUGAAGGACAGCAAGGUGAUUGUUGCCAUCAACAAGGAUCCAGAGGCUCCCAUCUUCCAAGUGGCUGACCAUGGGCUUGUUGCUGAUCUCUUCAAGGUUGUCCCUGAGAUGACAGACAUGUUGGAGAAGUAGCUCAUUUGAGACUGUAUAAGGUAUCUAGUGAUGUCUCCAGGGGUUCAGGGUUGGUUAUAUGUCUUAUGUUGGAUACUGGUGUACGUUCCAGUGGACACAUGAUAUCAGCUGUAAACACUUGUCUGUAGUUUUCAUCAUAAGAAAUAGAGUAUGCAGUGUUAUUGUUCUUUCAACUGUAUUUGUCUGGCACCUUUCCACACUGAUGAACAUGUAACAUCAAUAAUGUACAAGCAGCUAUCAUACAAGGUUUGUGUUGUGCCUACACUGUAUAUGUACAUUAAAGAUCAAA